CCGGGCCGGGCCGGGCCGGGCAAGGGGGAGGGGCGCACAGCGCAGCACACCUCGCCCCAGCACCAGCAGCAGCAGCCCCAGCCCCAGCAGCCCCAGCCCCAGCAGCAGGAGCGGAAGCAGGAUCAACCCUAGGAGCAGCCGCAGCCGGCGGAGCAAUGCAGCCACAGCUGGUCCAGCAGCAGGAGCAGUAGCGCAGCAGGACCUGCUCUGCUCCCGCAGCAGCAGGAGCAGGAGCAGCAGGAGCAGGAGCGGUCAUUCGUUCCUUCCUUCAGCCGUAUUUAUUGAGCGCUUGCUGUGUGCACACACCAUCUGUGCACGGUCGCUGCAGCCGCGGCCGCCUCCAGCAGCGACUGCAGGGGAGGCGGCGGGGACUCCUCUGUCCUCUGUCCCCUGUCCCCUGUCCCCUGCCGGUCUGCCCAGCCCUCGGCGGCCGGGUGGGCGGGGGUCCCCUCUGAUUUCCUCCCCUCCCCCCCGGGAGACCCCGGAGACCGAUUUCCCCGGAGCGUCAGGAGGGGACAGGAUGCUUUGAAGAGAGACUCGACUGAGGUCACAGGCGAGAGCGCUGACUGCCCACCGCCCGCAGAAUGAGCGGAGAAGACCCGGGCCCCGAGGAGGCCUCGUCCCCGCCCCCACCGCCCCCGGCGGGGCACCGCCCCUUGGACCACCGGUUCUCGGAGGAUGCCCGCGACUACCUGCGGCUGCGCAACACGGCGGCCGGCCUGCGCCAGGACUUCAACAUGAUGGAGCAGAAGAAGCGCGUGACCAUGGUCCUGCAGAGUCCGUCUUUCAGGGAGGAGCUGGAGAGCCUGAUCCAGGAGCAGACGAAGAAAGGGAGGUCAUCCCACAUCUGGGCCCUGCGACAGAUCGCCGACUUCAUGGCCACCUCCGCGCCCGCCGUCUUUCCCACCACCCCUGUCGGCCCCUCGACGGUGGCGCCCAUCAACGACCUGCAGGGCUCCGACGCGCCGGCCCUGGCCAAGGGCGAGCGGCUGCUGCGCUGCAAGCUGGCCGGCCUCCACCGCCUCCUCGACCUCCACGGCUGGGCGGCGCUCGGACACGCCUACGUCACGCUGAGGGUCAACAAGGAGCAGGGACAUUUCCUCGUCCGGCCCCAAGGCCUGGCCUGCGCAAGAGUCACCGCCGCCGCCCUGGUGAAGGUGAACAUCGUGGGUGAGGUGGUGGACCGGCAGCGGCGACAGCGGCGGUGCCCCGUGGACUCGGUGGACUUCCGCCUGCACGCCGCCAUCUACGCUGCCAGACCCGAUGUACGCUGCGUCAUCCACCUGCACACGCCCGCCACCGCCGCGGUGUCUGCCAUGAAGUGCGGGUUGCUGGCCGCCUCCCAUGAUGCCCUGCUGGUGGGAGACGCCGUCUACUACGACUUCAACGGCGAGAUGGAAGACGAGGCCGACCGCGUCAACCUGCAGAAGUGCCUUGGCCCCACCUGCAAGAUGGUGGUGCUGCGGAACCACGGGAUACUGGCGCUGGGGGCCACGGUGGAGGAAGCCUUCUACAACAUCUUCCACGCGCAGGCCGCCUGCGAGAUCCAGGUCGCAGCGCUGCCCAGCGCGGGGGGUGCGGACAACCUGAUCGUGCUGGAGCGGGAGCGGUUCCGGCCCCAGCAGGCGGGGGCCGGGCGCUGGGCCGGGACCACCUGCCCCAUGCAGAAGAGCCGGCUCGGGGAGCACGAGUUCGAGGCCCUCAUGAGGAUGCUCGACAACCUGGGCUUCCGGACGGGCUACUCGUACCGGUACCCGUUCGUGCAGGGACAGGCCCGGCCCGGGGCCGACGUGGAGAUCCCGGCGGCCGUCACGGCCUUCCUGUUCGAGGAGGAGGAGGAGGGGGCGUCCGGGGCCGGGGCGGCCCGCUGCUGCCGCCCCACGCCCACAAGCCAGCAGAAGGAGAAGACCCGCUGGCUCAACACCCCCAACACCUACCUGAGGGUCAACCGCCAGGCCGAGGCCCAGCGCGGCACGGGCAGCCCCCGGGCCCAAAACCGCCUGGUUGAAGCCGAGGAGGCGGACCGAGCCGGCAGCGGGACGCCCAUCCGCAUCGAAAACCCCAACCAAUUUGUGCCUCUUUACACGGACCCGCAGGAAGUCCUCGAAAUGCGGAACAAGAUCCGGGAGCAGAACCGGCAGGAGGUGAAGUCGGCCGGGCCUCAGUCCCAGCUCCUGGCCAGCGUCAUCUCCGACGACAGCCGGAGCCCGUCGGUGGAAGGCCAGCUGGCCUCCCGGGGCCAGGCCGACAGCGGAGAGGCCCACCCGGAGGAGGCGGAGGCGGAGGCGGAGCCCCCCAACCCCUUCAGCCAGCUGACGGACCAGGAGCUGGAGGACUAUCGGCGGGAGGUGGAGAGCAAGAAGCUGGACAGGGGUCAGGGUGAGAAGGAAGCGCCAGCGGAGGAACCUCCCCGGCGGAAAAGUCCGGCUCGGCUUCCCCGGCCCAGAGUCCCUCCCCGGCACCGGACGUCCGGAGCCCCUCGGAGUCCCCAUCCAAGAUGGCUGACGGCGCUUUGCUCCGAUUCUGACCGCUUGUCCCCGUAAUGCCGCCGAGGAGAGCGAUUGGGACCGGGCGGCCCCGCCGG
Messenger RNA from Ornithorhynchus anatinus (platypus), 2584 nucleotides. It is a transcript of the gene ADD2, whose product is annotated as adducin 2. NCBI's taxonomy places the organism in Eukaryota, Metazoa, Chordata, Mammalia, Monotremata, Ornithorhynchidae. The record is from RefSeq and is a predicted model, not a curated record. Gene Ontology annotation, cellular component: postsynaptic density; plasma membrane; cytoskeleton. Gene Ontology annotation, molecular function: actin filament binding. Gene Ontology annotation, biological process: barbed-end actin filament capping.